Messenger RNA from Eriocheir sinensis (Chinese mitten crab), 1376 nucleotides. Its product is annotated as protein RRP5 homolog. Lineage: Eukaryota; Metazoa; Arthropoda; Malacostraca; Decapoda; Varunidae. Bases 135 to 1376 code for a protein of 413 amino acids. Gene Ontology annotation, cellular component: nucleolus; small-subunit processome. Gene Ontology annotation, molecular function: RNA binding. Gene Ontology annotation, biological process: rRNA processing. The record is from RefSeq and is a predicted model, not a curated record. The transcript has 4 exons.
UACGAGGCGACGCGCUCACCCUCAUGUAGGCGGGGCUGGAUGGUGUGGUGAGCCCCCCGCACCUGGCCCAGCCCUUUGACCGGCUGCAGCAGUACGGCCUCGGAGGCAGCGUGAGGGGCAGGGUGCUGUACGUCAUGCCCCUCAGCAAGGUGGUUCAUCUCACCCUCCAGAAGAAUGUCUGCACCAUGGGCCUUGCCAAGGACCCCAGGGAUGGACAUGAGAUUGGAGACAUCGUUCAAGAGGCGGAGAUCUACAAGUCCUCGCCCAGUGGCAUAUUCCUGAGUUUAGGCGGCAAGGCUCGAGGGUUUUGCUCGGCCAACCACAUUAGCGACAACACCAAGGUCCUCAUGCACAUCAACCGAGACUUCCGGGUGGGCAAGAAGGUCCCGUGUCGCCUCCUCAAGUACAACCACAUGGACCAACUCUUCAUUGUCACACUGCAGAAGUCUGUCUUCGAGCGGCAGUUCAUUGCCUACAGUGAGCUGCAGCCCGGGCAGGUUGUGCAGGCCACCGUCAACAGCUACGACAGCAACGGCGCACGGCUGGCGGUGAGCAAGCUGAUGAGCGGCCACGUGCCCUCACUGCACCUCACGGACGGCCCCAUGAAGCACCCCGAGCGAAAGCACAUCAUGGGGGACCAGGUCACCGCCAGAGUGCUCAAGGUCAACUCCAAGAGACAGCACCUUCUCCUGACCCUCAAGUCCCAGCUGGUUACAGCCAAGGAGCCCAUUCUUACCGAGUACUCGCAAGAGGCGGAGAACACUCUCACCAUCGGCUACGUCAUCAAGGUGCUGCCGCAGGGCCUCCUCGUGAAACGACGUGAAAAUGACAUGAAAGGCUUCGUCCCCAGGUCACAGGUCGGCAUUGAGUCGGGCAUGAGUCUAGCCUCGGCAUUCCACGAGGGACGAGUCGUUCGCUGCAGGGUCCUCAAGGUGUCCCCCGAGAAGCAGAACAUCACCCUCAGUCUCCUGGUUGACGAGGACGUUCAGCCAUUGAGUAGGGCGCCCAAGUCAGCGAGGAAGGUUGAGGUGCGAGCAAGAGUCAGGUGUGUGGUGGACGAGGUGAGGACGCACGCUAUCACAGUCACUGUCCUACCCCACAACGUCGAGGCUUCCAUACCUGUCCACCACCUCUCGGAUGACCCGAGCAAGUGCCAGCUGCUGAGGGAGGUGCUGAAGGAAGGGGACGAGAUCAUGAAUGCCGUGGUGUUCAGCAAGGUGCCCGGCUCACCACACCCUCACUCUCAAAAAUUGAGAAGGAUGCCUCUCAGGAUAAGGCCAAAGAGGGGUGGAGCAAGGGCCGACAGCUCCCAGCGAGGACAGCCGAGCACUCAGCACCAGCAGCAUAAGAGCAUAGAAUAUACAGUACCCUCUUGA